AACAUGGUGAGUCCUGAGCAGAAAGUUGUGCUGAUCACCGGCUGCUCCUCCGGUAUCGGCCUGAGGAUGGCCGUGAUGCUGGCCAAGGAUGAACAGAAGCGAUAUCACGUAAUAGCAACAAUGCGUGAUUUGAAGCGCAAAGAUAAGCUUGUGGAAGCUGCUGGGGAUGCGUAUGGGAAAACCCUUUCUCUGGCUGUCCUGGACGUCUGCAAUGAUGAGUCUGUCAAACAAUGUAUAAAUGGCAUCAAAGACCGACACAUCGACGUUCUUAUCAACAAUGCAGGUAUUGGCCUGGUGGGUCCAUUGGAGAGCAUCCCCAUUGAAGAGAUGAAAAAAGUUUUUGAGACCAAUUUCUUUGGGGUGAUCCGCAUGAUCAAGGAGGUGAUGCCUGAUAUGAAGAAAAGGAGAGGAGGUCACAUCAUCGUGGUCAGCAGUGUGAUGGGACUACAAGGGGUGGUGUUCAAUGACGUCUACGCAGCUUCCAAGUUUGCCAUGGAGGGUUUUUGUGAGAGUUUGGCUGUGCAGCUUUUGAAGUUUAAUGUCACACUGUCACUGAUAGAGCCAGGCCCAGUACACACUGAAUUUGAAGCAAAGAUGAUUCAGGAUGUGAGACAGAAGGAGUAUCCUGGAACUGAUCCUGAAACAGUGCAUUACUUCAAGAAUGUCUAUCUUCCCUCUUCUGUGGACAUCUUUGAGGCACUGGGACAAACACCUGAUGAUAUUGCCAGAUGCACCAAGAAAGUGAUUGAAGCAAGCAGCCCACGUUUCCGUAACCUCACCAACCCGCUGUACUCACCAAUUGUUGCACUGAAAUAUGCAGAUGAAACUGGAGGCCUGUCUGUCCAUGCUUUCUACCACAUGCUCUUUAACUUGGGUCCUCUAAUGCACAUCAGCAUGACUGUCAUGAAGUAUCUUACCUGCAGUUGUCUGAAAAGAAGGACGAUUUCACCUAACUAAAAACGAAAAUGUUUUGUUUAGCCAUAAUAAUAUUAAAAUAAAAGCGUGUAGAUGGCACACUACCUCUUUGUUGUCAGAAAACAUAAAAACAUGUACUGCUUUUUGACAUGCUGCAAAAGCCACCUGGUCACAAAUGAAGAAAAAGUAAAAACAAAUCAAUAAUGAACAGUUUUAAAGACAUCAUCUUUCUUAAAACCAUUCAAGUAGUCUGUUUUGUGAUGACUCUUCACCAUAUUUAGUUUUGUAUGUCAUUGUAAUAGCAGUAGAUACAGCAUAGAAUCCCAGUUAGAUUUAAAUGAUACAUAUUUUUAAAAUUUCUUACCCACAGUGCCAAAAAGAGACAAAAUAUCAACACCACAUUAAAUUUGUUCAUUCCUAUCAGCCCCAGACAACUUAUUCAACUAUCUUAGACCAUAACUGAUUAAAAAACGUAGGUCUACACCUCUGUUUAUUUAUAUGCAUUUAUGUGUAUAAUUUAUUAAAAUAAAGUGUCUGAGCCAGCAUUGGAAGAUCAGAUCUUUUAAUUUAUACCUUCUGAAACUGCUUCAGUGCUUUAAAUAGCGUUUUGGUUAAUCUGUCU
Messenger RNA from Melanotaenia boesemani (Boeseman's rainbowfish), 1537 nucleotides. Its product is annotated as retinol dehydrogenase 8-like. Gene Ontology annotation, cellular component: cytoplasm. The record is from RefSeq and is a predicted model, not a curated record. Bases 4 to 957 code for a protein of 317 amino acids. The transcript is spliced from 6 exons. Gene Ontology annotation, biological process: estrogen biosynthetic process. Gene Ontology annotation, molecular function: estradiol 17-beta-dehydrogenase [NAD(P)+] activity. Lineage: Eukaryota; Metazoa; Chordata; Actinopteri; Atheriniformes; Melanotaeniidae.